AUGUAUGGUCAUCUUAUUCAUCAUCAGUCAUCAUCUGGUCGCUGUGGUUUAUCAUUUGAAUAUUGUAUUGGGUUCAUGGGCAUUUCUCUCUCUGGGAUAUGCUUCCAAAAACCUUCUAUCAGGAAAAGGAGAAACCCAAAGGAGACUGCAGAUCUUACUAGCAUUCAGGAACUUAUUAGUGAUAUUGAUUGUAAUUGUCAUCCGGGUCUGAUGGACAUAGUUGGUCACUGCACAUAUAUUGGGAUGGCAGAUGGUGUUUUUGCUUUGCUUCAGCACAAUACUCACCUAUAUCUUGCAGAUGUAGUGAACUUGAGCAAAGAGCUCAUGUAUCAGCAAGUUCUGCGUCGGUUUGCUCAUUUUAAUGCAAUACAACUGAGUGAUGCAGCUCCCCUGCCACAAUUAAUAAUGCUGGCACUGAAAGACGAGGAUUUAGAUCUACAAGGCGAUGGAAAUGAUGGGUUGAAAGAAAGAAUUGCUGAAGUAACUUGA
Messenger RNA from Ilex paraguariensis (yerba mate), 489 nucleotides. The record is from the annotation of a GenBank genome assembly. Lineage: Eukaryota; Viridiplantae; Streptophyta; Magnoliopsida; Aquifoliales; Aquifoliaceae.